AUGGGUCUCAAACGCCUCGUGGCAAAGUUGAAUCGACCGAAACAAGCACUAAAAGACCCCACCAGCAGCAACAGUUCGAGCCCGGCUCCGUCUUCAGGACCUGCCACUGACAAUGGCACGGCGGUCUCUAGUGCAGCUGUACCCUCCGACAUAGACAAUGAUCCUGGACCGCUCCAAGCUUCCGCAGCCGAUGAGCGCAAUCUAUGGCUCGAGGCCUUUGGCAAGCUGUCACGAAAAUCACAACUAGAGCUCGAGAGGCGAGGAAUGAAAAGCUCAGAGCCGCUAAUAGAUCAGAUUGAAGCAUUUCAAAAGGAGGCUGAAAGAGUUCGGGAUCAAAGCCUUGCCAGAGACUGGAAGAUUCAAAUCGGAGAUCAUGAGGUGUCAAUCCGGCAAACAACUAUUCAGGUUGUUCACUGGGCAACGAAGAUUGGAGAUCUGGCUAUUCAAUUUUCGCCGUCCACUGGGGCUGGAGUAUGGGCAGUUGCGAGAUCAAUCUUGCAGGAAGUUGACACAUUUGACAAAGAAAAAAUCGCACUCAUUUCUGUUGUCGAUAAAGCGGCCGGUGCCCUCUUUUGCGGCCAAGUCUACUACGAAAUAUAUACUCUCGACCGCACCGGAAGAACUGAUGUAGUGGAGAAGCUUCACGAUAAAAUGGUGAAACUGUAUGCAUGCGUACUAGAGCUUCUAGCCAAAUCGACCAAUCUAUCUUCCAACACUGCGGUGCAAUUUUACUGUGCUGUUUUCGACCCCAAGAAGCCAUCCGAGAUGCUAUCUGAAUUGCAAAGCCUGGAACAGGACCUUGCGACAGCUGCCCAAAAGUGUGAGAUCACAGCUCAUGCUCGUCAGGAAGCCGAAUUUAAGGAGUAUCUACAAGAAGCCGAAGACUGUCUCCACAUAAUCAGUCGUAAUCUGGAACAGGUGCUCCAUGUCUUGUGGCUUCAAGGAUCCCCUGCAGCUGGCACUGGGAAGACCUUUUUGACUUCAGCGGUAGUCACGCAUAUUGGGACCAUGACGGGCUCUCAAAUGGAAGGGUUUGCCUUUUUCUUCUGCAAUCGGGACGAGAAGGAUCGACGCGAGGCGCUGCCAGUGCUUCGAUGCUUAGUUCGCCAGCUUGCCGCACCAAAACUCAACACACGCUCCGUUAGAAAAAGCCUUCAAGAAGCACGAGAAAAGGCCACGGAUAGGGCUUCGCAGCUCGGACUGUCAGAGUGCCACGAUCAGCUUCUCGAGUCCUUCAUGCUGUUUUCAACAACAUUCAUCGUUCUGGACGCGAUGGAUGAAGUCCUGGAUGAAGAGCUUGAGAUUUUGAUAGGGAGGCUUGAUGAGCUUUUUCGCAAGACUGAAGCUGGAAAUAGAGUGAAGCUUUUCGUUGCCAGCCAGCCGGAAAAAGAGAUUACUCGAAUGUACGGCUCGAGACCAACAGUGAUCAUCCAAGCUGGUGACAACAAGCCCGAUAUUGAGAGAUUUGUAAAGCUUGAAAUGGACACUUUUGAGAAGAGAUAUCCUAAAUCGGAUGUCACCCCCAAGAAAGAUGAGAGUAUAACUACCAUUCUUGACAAAUGCGACAACAUAGGAUUGAAUGCGACAUACGAUCAAAUUUACUUCAAAAUCCAAGAUCGUCUACGCCCCGAGAAAGAGCUGGCCGAAAGAACCAUCAAAUGGGUGAUGUGUGCCCCAUUGCCACUCUCUAGCGAGGUGCUUCUCGGGGCCGCCAGGGUCAGCCUUGAAAAAGAUCAAAUCAAAAUUGUGAACCGUGUCCAGCAAGAAUCGCUGCUAUCAAUUUGCGAAAAUCUGCUGAUGAUUGAUUCAGCGGGUUAUUGGAGGUUCUUCCAUCUCUCCGCCCGAGAGUAUUUCGAGGCUACUCAGGACCCUAGUCAAAAUAAGUUUUCCUUCUGUGCACAAGUGUGCUUUCAAUCUCUUAUCACAAUGUUCACCCCGACCAUAUCUAUAUCUGCCUCGACGGAUCCAGAUAUCGCUUCGACUCCAUCCCAUCCAGCCCAUCCUUUCUCUCAACACGUUCGGUCCUUCUGGCCAUUCUACGCUGCUCAACUGACCGAGAAUGACAAGUCAAUCAUCUGGCUCAAGCGUUUCCUGGGAUCGCUUGAGAGAAGCAGCCCUUUCUUUAUUCAAUGGGGUGCCCAAGUCUCCGAUGGGGAGUUUGAUUUCUCUGACCUAUUUCAAGGGCAAAGACGCAAUUUGGGCCCAUUCAAGACGCCGAUAUUUGCUAUCGCUUGGUUCUCACUAUACAAGGUUUUGCAAGGGUGGUUUGAUAACACGAAAUUCGACCCCUUUCAGAAAAAUGAGAAAGGAGACAGCCUGCUUACCAUAGCCGCCCAGGCUGGCUGCGUGCCUUUAUGCGCAGACCUUAUCUCACGAGGAGUUUCUGUCAACCAGGACUGUGUCAGUGACAUUUAUGGCAGUUGUCUUGCCGCCGCUGCCUGGUGUAGGGAAUUUGAAACGACCAAAUUCCUCAUAGAGGAAGGCAAGGCUGAUGUGGAUCUUCCCCUUUCAUGUGGGAUGUAUGGUAAUGCGCUUACUGCUGCUGCGUCUCGCGGUGAUCUUGCUAUAGUGAGAUACCUCGUGGAGGAUGCUAAAGCUGAGGUGAAUGCCCGAAUGGAGACAGGUUAUUUUGGCAGUCCGCUUGCCGCUGCCGCUGCCGCUGCCGAUCCGUCUUAUAACGGGCUCAAAGUCGUGCGAUACCUCGUUGAGAAUGCCCAAGCAGAAGUGAACGUCCAACUCCAAGCUGGGGCUUUCGGAAGUCCACUUGCUGCUGCCACGGCAUCUUUGACUGGACUAGAAACCGUGAAAUAUCUAGUCGAAGAAGCUCAAGCAGACGUGAAUCUUCUACUCGAGAGCGGAAAUUACGGCAGCGCGCUCGCUUCCGCUGUCGGUAGUAGCUACGGAUUAGAAAUUACGCGAUACCUCAUAGAGGAGGCCCAUGCAGACGUUGAUCUACAACUCAAGGCAGGCUUUUAUGGCAGUGCACUUGCUGUUGCUACCUCCAUGGGAAACAUAGAGGUCGUGCGAUACCUCGUGGAAGAAGCCUGUGGGGAAGUUAAUCUUCUACUUGAGACAGGGAUUCAUGGCAGUGCGCUUGCUGCUGCCGCCCGUUCCGGAGACCUGGAUACCGUGCAAUACCUCGUGGAAGAAGCCUGUGCGGAAGUUAAUCUUCUACUUGAGGCAGGGAUUCAUGGCAGUGCGCUUGCUGCUGCCGCCGGUUCCGGACACCUGGAUACCGUGCAAUACCUCGUGGAAGAAGCCAAUGCCGACGUGAACCAGGUUCUACCCAAAGAAGGGCAUUGUGGUAGUGCGCUUGCUGCUGCCGCCUACAUGGGAUACCUAGAUACAGUGAGAUACUUCGUAGAGGAAGCUCAUGUGGAUGUGAACAUCCCACUUGAUGGAGGAGAUUUUAGCAGUGCUCUUGCGGCCGCUGCCGCUAGCUCCAACGGAGAAAGGUUGAAAACAGUGAGAUAUCUCGUGGAAGAAGCUGGGGCAAACGUGAAUAUCUUUCCAAUCACCGAAGGAGAGUAUGGUACUCCUCUCGUCCACGCUGUCGAUGCGGGACACAUGGACAUAGUUCAGUACCUCGUGGAAGAGGGGAAAGCAGAUGUCAACCUACAAUGUAGAAUUUGGCAGUAUAGCACAGCACUCGAGGUCGCGUUGUCUUUCGAUAAUCAGGACAUGGCUGAAUAUCUGGUUAGCCGGGGGGCAGUCACGAGUUGA
Penicillium daleae is the source of this 3723-nucleotide messenger RNA. Its product is annotated as ankyrin repeat domain-containing protein. The record is from RefSeq and is a predicted model, not a curated record. Gene Ontology annotation, molecular function: protein binding. Bases 1 to 3723 code for a protein of 1240 amino acids. The transcript has 5 exons. Lineage: Eukaryota; Fungi; Ascomycota; Eurotiomycetes; Eurotiales; Aspergillaceae.